AUGUUAAAGAAUUUGGACGUCCAAUUGCUCUCAAACCACUAUUACGGUGUCCCUUAUCUCCCUCAUGACUUUCAGCUGUUUGUUUUUCUCGUACAAAUAUAUUUCUGGAGGACAGUGAAGCAAACGGAGACAUGGUAUUUCGGAGAACAUUCGAGCCCAUUGCUCGGGUAUUUGAUGAUUGCUCGAGAUGUAUUUUUAAUCUAUGUAUUCUUUAUUCGAAUCCGAAAAGCGUUUAGGGUUUGGUGGGGAUAUGGCACUUUCAAGUUGAUUUCAAUGGCUCGUGAUAAAGUAUUCAAAGUGGUUUCCAGUUGGGUUUUAUCACUUCCUCCUAUCAAAAAGAAGGUGGAUACCGAGCUCAAAUCAACCAUAGAGCUCAUCGAGGAUACAGUGAUAAAGGGUAAAGAUUUGGACCAACAUAUUACCCUUCCAGAAAUCGGGUAUUCCGGAGCAAAAGUCGAAUCCGAGCUUGAUAGUCUUCAGGCCAUAAAGCAUUCCGACUGGGCCAACGGACGUGUGAGUGGGGCAGUCUACCAUGGUGGAGACGAGCUCUUGAAACUACAGACAGCAGCAUAUGAGAAAUACUCAAUUGCCAAUCAAUUACAUCCUGAUGUCUUCCCUGGAGUGCGAAAGAUGGAAGCUGAAAUAGUGUCUAUGGUACUUAAAUUGUUCAAUGCUCCUGCUUCUGGGUGUGGGUCCACUACUUCUGGUGGCACAGAAUCGUUGCUCUUGACGGGGUUGGCGGCUCGUGAAUAUGGCAAAAGAAAAAAGGGCAUUAGUGAACCCGAAGUGAUCGCACCAAUGACGGUUCAUGCUGGUAUAGAAAAGGCAUGCAACUACUUUGGAAUGAAGCUUCACAAGGUCGAGGUUAAUCCGGUAACCUAUCAGGUGGAUGUGAAACUGGUCAAGCGGCACAUAAAUAACAACACUGUGCUCAUCGUUGGUUCAGCUCCUAAUUACCCACAUGGUGUAAUCGACGAUAUUGAAGCAUUAUCAGAAUUGGCAUUGAAGUACAAUAUCCCAUUGCACGUUGAUGCAUGCUUGGGAUCGUUCAUAGUUACCUUUUUGGAAAAGAGUAAGGUCCAUGGAACUAAAUCGAUUCCCUUGUUUGAUUUCAGACUCGCUGGAGUUACCUCAAUUUCUUGUGAUACCCACAAAUAUGGUUUCGCUCCCAAGGGCUCUUCUGUGAUCAUGUACCGUACACCAGAGCUCCGUCAAUGCCAAUACUAUGUUCUGGUCGAAUGGGCUGGUGGAAUGUAUGGAUCCCCUACACUUGCUGGCUCGCGGCCUGGUGCUCUUGCAGUUGGAUGUUGGGCCACAUUAAUGCACAUUGGGGAAAAGGGCUACCGAGAGUCCUGUUUUGACAUUGUCACAGCUACCAUGAAGUUGAAAGAAGAAAUCAAAAGCGGUAAGUUAUCGCAGUAUCUUGAAGUACUCGGGGACCCGAUUGCACUGGUUAUUGCGUUUAAGCUGAAAAACGCUUCUGUGAACAUUUAUGACUUGGGUGAUGCCUUGACGGCCAAAGGAUGGCAUUUUGCCGCCCUCCAGAAACCAGCAGCGCUCCACUUUGCUUUUACAAGGUUGACAGUUCCAAUUGUAAAUGAAUUGAUCAGAGAUUUGAUUGAGUGUACCGAAGAAUUAGCAGCCAAUAAAUCGGGCAACAAGAAAAAUGAUACCGCCGCUAUUUAUGGUGUCGCUGGAAGUGUUAGCACCUCUGGGGUUGCUAAUCGGAUCAUUGUGGCAUUUCUCGACGCUUUAUACAAGGUCUGA
This is a messenger RNA of Meyerozyma guilliermondii ATCC 6260, 1767 nucleotides long. Its product is annotated as sphinganine-1-phosphate aldolase. NCBI's taxonomy places the organism in Eukaryota, Fungi, Ascomycota, Pichiomycetes, Serinales, Debaryomycetaceae. The coding region runs from base 1 to 1767 and encodes 588 amino acids. Gene Ontology annotation, biological process: carboxylic acid metabolic process; sphingolipid catabolic process. Gene Ontology annotation, molecular function: pyridoxal phosphate binding; sphinganine-1-phosphate aldolase activity. Gene Ontology annotation, cellular component: endoplasmic reticulum. The record is from RefSeq and is a predicted model, not a curated record. The transcript has a single exon.